AUGACUGAUAUGGCAGAAGCAAGCUCUGUUUUGGGGAUAGACAUAAGCAGAAAUCAAGAGAAAGAUUUACUUGGACUAUCACAGAGGUUUUAUAUAGAGAAGGUGCUCAAAAGAUUCAAUAUGCAGGACUGCGCAUGCAGUGAUGUUCCCAUUGCAAAAGGUGACAAAUUAAGCACUGAACAAGCACCUAAAACUGAACAAGAAAAGCUUGAAAUGGCUGACAAACCUUAUGCUUUACUAGUAGGGAGUCUGAUGUAUGCGCAGGUAUGUACAAGACCUGAUCUAGCUUAUGCAGUCAGCAUGUUAGGGAGGUUUCAGUCUAACCCUGGGCAAGCACAUUGGGUUGCAGGGAAGAAAGUCAUGAGAUACCUGCAGAGAACAAAAGACUACAAGCUGGUGUUCAAAAGAAGUGAAAAUUUGGAAUUACAAGGAUUUGCAGAUGCAUAUUUUGCAGGUUGUCAAGACACAUUAAAAUCCACAUCUGGUUUUGUGUUUAUGUUUCGAGGAGCUGCAGUUUCAUGGAGAAGCAUACAGCAGCCUCUCACAAUAGGUUCCACAAUGCUUGCUGAAUUUCUAGCAUGCUAUGAAGCCACUUCACAGGCUAUGUGGUUGAGGAACUUUAUUAUUAGUUUAAGUGUGGUGGAAUCGAUUCACAGGCCUAUUCAGCUAUGGAAUGACAACAGUGCAGCAAUGACUUUUGCUAAGGAAACAAAAGAACAAGAGGAAAAGAUCAAUCAAGGAUACACCACCAUAGAUCAUAUAGGAACAGAUCAAAUGAUUGCAGAUCCACUCACUAAAGGAGUACCAAAUGCCGUUUUCCAUAGACAUGUUUCAAGUAUGGGAUUGACAGCUGACAUGGAUGCCUAA
Molecule: messenger RNA, 867 nt
Organism: Prunus armeniaca (apricot)
Lineage: Eukaryota; Viridiplantae; Streptophyta; Magnoliopsida; Rosales; Rosaceae
Source: the annotation of a GenBank genome assembly